Molecule: messenger RNA, 1578 nt
Organism: Aspergillus nidulans FGSC A4
Lineage: Eukaryota; Fungi; Ascomycota; Eurotiomycetes; Eurotiales; Aspergillaceae
Gene: fmqE
Product: MFS-type transporter fmqE
Exons: 5
Coding region: 1-1578 (525 amino acids)
Biological process (GO): proton transmembrane transport; transmembrane transport; carbohydrate transmembrane transport
Cellular component (GO): membrane
Molecular function (GO): transmembrane transporter activity
Source: RefSeq, a predicted model, not a curated record
AUGGGAGGCAAAGAUACCGAGGCUGUUGCGGCCCACAUCGAGAAGGCAACCAAUGUCACUGACGAUGCUGCUGAGCGAGGCCGUCUCAUCCAGGAGCAAGAGCGCCAGUUGAGUCUGUGGGCUACAGUGAAGUUGCAUCCUCGAGCCGUGCUGGCCUGUAGCGUGGCCUUUGCUGCAGGCGCAAUGUUUGGAUACGAUCAGAUCUCCAACGGUUCUACGAUUGCGAUGCCUGCAUUCAUGAUGUACUACGGUGAUCAUAACGAGUCAGGACUGUACCUCCCAUCGAUCUGGACGUCGCUGUGGACGUCGAUGACGUCCUUGCUACAGGCUGUCGGGGCCAUCUGCGUGGGUAUGAUCUCGGACAGAUUCGGCCGGAAGUGGCCAGGAGUCAUGGCAGGAAUUCUCUCUAUUGUUGGCACUGUUGUUCUAUAUUAUGCGAAAAGCAGGGGUGCACUCCUUGCGGGGAAGAUGGUUUGUGGGUUGGCACUUGGAGCUGGGAUGGCAAUCGGGACGACGUAUGCGUCCGAGGUUGCGCCCUUGAAACUCCGCGUGCCGAUUCAGACGAUUCUCGUCGUCUUUAUUGUCUUCAUGCAGGGACUGGCGAUGGGGAUCGUGAGGAUAUUCGUUCCUAACACUGAUGAGCAAGCCUUCCGGAACGUUUUUGCUAUACAGUGGGCUGUAGGUGGGAUCUUUGCGGUCACAUGCUUGUUUGCUCCCGAGUCUCCCGUCUAUUUGAUCAACUCCGGCCGCGUUGACGCAGCGGAAAAAGUCAUGAAGAAGCUCUACAGCUCCAAAUUCAGCAUCGACGACCGCCUGGCGUACCUCGUCAAAACCAUCUCCGAAGAGCAAGAGCAGCAGCGCAUCUCCGCGGGCUCAUAUCUCGACUGCCUCAGAGGAUCAAAUCUCAAGCGAACACUUACUGUCAUGUUCCUCUACAGCACCGCGAACCUUGGCGGCGCCGCUUUCCUGUCACAGUCCAUCUACUUCCUUCUCACACUCGGGCUGCCAUCAGUGCACAUCUUUGACAUCUCCAUCGGCGGGUUCGCUCUAGCCAUCAUAGUCAUCCUCCUAACAGGCUUUAUCGGCAAGUUCCUUAGCAGGCGAAGGAUGCUUCUUAUGGGCUGCCUCAUCAACCUGGCUUUCCUCGUCGUCAUCGGCUGCCUCUACUACGCCUCUGGCAUGGGUCCAUCCUGGGCCAUUGCGGUUCUCAUGAACAUCCUUAUCUCCAUCCAAACAAGUCUAAUGCAAGCCGUCGGCUGGCCCAUCGCCGCCGAGAUCUCCUCGUACAGACUACGUGUCAAGUCGCUAUCAAUCGGCGUCUUCGCCCAAACCCUCUCGACCUGGGUCAUGACAUUCACAGUGCCUUAUAUGUACAACGUUGACUCUGGGGACUUGGGCGCCCGCACGGCGUUCCCCUUUGCAGGUAUCACAGUGCUUCUUGUUAUAGGCGCAUACUUCCUUGUUCCUGAUACGACGGGCCUGUCGACGGAGGAGAUUGAUCGGCUGUACGAGGAUAAGGUCAGCCCGAGAAGGUUCAGUUCUUUUGUCACGCAUGAUGUGCCGCGUGUGGCUGAGUAG